AUGGCUUUUUCACGAAAGGAUUGGUCACAUAAAUUAGAUAAUGCUCUUUGGGCAUAUAGGACAACUAUGAAGACUUCCAUGGGGUUAUCACCUUUUCAGAUGGUAUAUGGGAAAGCAUGUCACUUACCAGUGGAGACGGAACAUAAGGCUUUGUGGGAUUUGAAACUUUUAAAUUUUGAUUUUCAUGAAAUUCAAAGCAAGCGAAGAAAUCAAUUGUUAGAGCUUGAAGAGAUGUGGUUACAUGCAUAUGACUCAUCUAGGAGCUAUAAAGAGAAGGUGAAAUUUUAUCAUGACAGAAAGUUGAUAAAGAGAGUCUUCACUCCAGGACAACAGGUGCUAUUAUUUAAUUCACGGUUGAAGUUAUUUCCUGGAAAAUUGAAAUCAAAAUGGUCGGGACCUUUUGUGAUAAAGCGUGUGUUGCCGAAUGAAGCUGUGGAAUUAGAAACUCCAGAUAAUGAUGUUCAGCAGUGGAGUUGGGUGGUAAAUGGUCAGAGGCUCAAACAUUAUUUGGGAGGAGAGAUGGAGCAAUUCUCCACGAUAAUGAUGUUGGUGGAUCCAUGA
Vigna radiata var. radiata (mung bean) is the source of this 561-nucleotide messenger RNA. RefSeq lists its product as uncharacterized. The transcript has a single exon. Lineage: Eukaryota; Viridiplantae; Streptophyta; Magnoliopsida; Fabales; Fabaceae. Gene Ontology annotation, molecular function: nucleic acid binding. The record is from RefSeq and is a predicted model, not a curated record. The coding region runs from base 1 to 561 and encodes 186 amino acids.